Messenger RNA from Acomys russatus (golden spiny mouse), 1688 nucleotides. RefSeq names its product dedicator of cytokinesis protein 5-like. The annotation marks the transcript as partial. The record is from RefSeq and is a predicted model, not a curated record. NCBI's taxonomy places the organism in Eukaryota, Metazoa, Chordata, Mammalia, Rodentia, Muridae. Gene Ontology annotation, molecular function: small GTPase binding; guanyl-nucleotide exchange factor activity. The transcript is spliced from 14 exons. Gene Ontology annotation, biological process: small GTPase-mediated signal transduction; cell migration. Gene Ontology annotation, cellular component: plasma membrane; cytoplasm.
CAAUCUAUAACUACAACGCAUCUCAAGAUGUGGAGCUCUCCUUGCAGAUCGGGGACACCGUCCACAUCCUGGAGAUGUACGAGGGCUGGUACAGAGGAUACGCCCUGCAGAACAGAUCUAAAAAGGGCAUUUUCCCUGAAACGUACAUCCAUCUGAAGGAGGCAACUGUUGAAGAUGGAGGGCAGCAUGAGACUGUGAUUCCUGGGGAGUUGCCGCUGGUUCAGGAGCUCACGAACACACUACGAGAAUGGGCCGUCAUCUGGCGCAAGCUCUACGUGAACAACAAGGUCACACUAUUCCGCCAGCUGCAGCAAAUGACAUACAGUCUGAUCGAGUGGCGCUCCCAGAUCCUGUCCGGGACACUCCCCAAGGACGAACUAGCAGAGCUGAAGAAGAAAGUCACGGCCAAAAUCGAUCACGGGAACAGAAUGCUUGGACUGGAUCUGGUUGUGCGUGAUGACAAUGGCAACAUCCUGGAUCCUGAUGAGACCAGCACCAUUGCCCUCUUCAGGGCCCAUGAAGUUGCUUCUAAACGGAUAGAGGAAAAGAUCCAAGAGGAAAAGAGCAUUUUGCAGAACCUGGACUUGAGAGGCCAGGCAAUCUUCAGUACUGUCCACACCUAUGGCCUCUACGUGAACUUCAAGAACUUUGUCUGUAACAUCGGCGAGGACGCAGACCUAUUCAUGGCCCUGUAUGACCCAGACCAGUCCACCUUCAUCAGUGAGAACUACCUAAUUCGCUGGGGCAGUAAUGGGAUGCCCAAGGAGAUCGAGAGGCUGAACAACCUCCAAGCAGUGUUCACUGACCUCAGCAGCACAGACCUCAUCCGGCCACGCAUCAGCCUCGUGUGCCAGAUUGUCCGCGUGGGCCGCAUGGAGCUGAAGGAGGGCAAGAAACACACCUGUGGCCUCCGGAGGCCUUUUGGAGUGGCAGUGAUGGAUAUUACUGAUAUCAUACACGGGAGGGUGGAUGAUGAAGAAAAGCAGCACUUUAUCCCCUUUCAGCAUGCGCUCAACAGGAAAAGGCACCUGACACUGGACAACUCACCUCAGUCCCCAGGUCCCUCAUGGCGGAAGAAGAGAACUGACCCCCACAGAAUCGCCAUGGAAACCUACAUCCGCCAGAGACAGCUCAUCAUGUCACCCUUGAUAACCUCACAUGUGAUCGGAGAGAAUGAGCCUCUCACUUCGGUUUUAAAUAAAGUGAUAGCUGCAAAGGAAGUGAAUCACAAAGGGCAAGGUCUUUGGGUGUCCUUAAAGUUAUUGCCGGGUGACCUCACACAGGUUCAGAAGAACUUUUCACACCUGGUGGACAGAUCAACAGCAAUAGCUCGGAAAAUGGGCUUUCCAGAAAUCAUCCUGCCAGGGGAUGUUCGAAAUGACAUUUAUGUCACCCUCAUCCACGGGGAGUUUGACAAGGGGAAGAAGAAGACACCUAAGAACGUGGAGGUGACCAUGUCUGUGUUUGAUGAGGAAGGCAACCUUUUGGAGGUACAUAGCAUCCCCCACAAAUCCCACCGCCAUCACACCUGCUCUGUGUAGCAGCUGACCCGCUGUCCCUACUUACAGUCAGCACUCCCCAUACCAGGGGUUUAGUUCUUCCUUUCCUGGGUUUUCGUUCUUACUUGAUUUGUUUCUGUUUUUGAAGAAAGGGUCUCACUAGGUAGCUGAGGCUGCCUCUGCCUCCUG